AGAUGCAAAUUUUCGUGAAAACUCUCACCGGCAAGACCAUUACUCUCGAGGUCGAGAGCUCUGACACCAUUGACAACGUCAAGGCUAAGAUCCAGGACAAGGAAGGCAUUCCUCCGGACCAGCAGAGGCUCAUCUUCGCCGGUAAGCAGCUUGAAGAUGGAAGGACUCUCGCUGACUACAACAUCCAGAAGGAGUCAACUCUCCAUCUGGUUCUCAGGUUGAGAGGUGGUAUGCAGAUCUUUGUCAAGACUUUGACAGGCAAGACCAUCACCCUCGAGGUUGAGAGCUCAGACACCAUUGACAAUGUCAAGGCAAAGAUCCAGGACAAGGAAGGUAUUCCUCCGGACCAGCAGAGGCUUAUCUUUGCUGGUAAGCAGCUGGAGGAUGGACGCACACUCGCUGACUACAAUAUCCAGAAAGAGUCGACUCUCCACCUUGUGCUUCGUCUAAGAGGUGGUAUGCAGAUUUUUGUCAAGACCCUCACCGGCAAAACAAUAACUUUGGAGGUGGAGAGCUCUGACACGAUUGACAAUGUGAAGGCGAAGAUUCAGGACAAGGAAGGGAUCCCACCAGACCAGCAGAGACUCAUCUUCGCUGGGAAACAGCUCGAGGAUGGUCGUACGCUUGCGGAUUACAAUAUCCAGAAGGAGUCUACCCUUCACCUUGUGUUGCGUCUCCGUGGUGGAAUGCAAAUAUUUGUGAAGACUUUGACAGGCAAGACUAUAACCUUGGAAGUUGAGAGCUCAGACACGAUAGACAAUGUCAAGGCUAAGAUUCAGGACAAGGAAGGGAUCCCUCCGGACCAACAGAGACUCAUCUUCGCUGGUAAACAGCUUGAGGAUGGUAGGACUUUGGCUGAUUACAACAUCCAGAAGGAGUCGACUCUUCACCUUGUGCUGCGUCUUCGUGGUGGAAGCUUCUAAGCUUGUUGAUCUGUGUGGUCAAAACUGGUGUUCUUUGAGCUUUGUUGAUGCACUUGGGAGGUGAUCUCUGUUUGCUUCUGCAAAAAUUGGAUCGUCUGUGUCAAUGUUUUUCAUUUUCUGUUUUCCGUAUUUUCUUUUCGUUGUGAACCUUUCGGUUGGGAUCGUAAUGGUCCUUUAUGUUUCAAGUUUAGAUAAUAACCCAAGUGCAUUAUGAACUUUUGUCUAUGCUUUCAAGUCGUUGCUAUUAUUUACGA
Molecule: messenger RNA, 1177 nt
Organism: Brassica oleracea var. oleracea
Lineage: Eukaryota; Viridiplantae; Streptophyta; Magnoliopsida; Brassicales; Brassicaceae
Product: polyubiquitin 3
Exons: 1
Coding region: 3-923 (306 amino acids)
Biological process (GO): protein ubiquitination; modification-dependent protein catabolic process
Cellular component (GO): cytoplasm; nucleus
Molecular function (GO): ubiquitin protein ligase binding; protein tag activity
Source: RefSeq, a predicted model, not a curated record